AUGGCCGGAACCGAGGUCUUCGACACUCUCAAGCAAUUCACCAAAAUCAAAGAGGUGGUGCCAGUGAAAGCCCGGGAGGAGGGGGGUGGAGUGCGCAGGGCACUGGAGCCCCCAAGUCCUGGGGAGGUGGAAGCCGAGCGCACCCAUGGGGCCCUGCUGACCAAGACCCCCGAAGGAGAGCCGGAGCUGGUGCUGGCCGCCACGGAGGACGGCGGGAGACACAUCCUGACCCUGCAGCCGGUGCACCCCGCCUUCGACAACGCCGGACUGCCGGAGGUCGGCUGGCUGACGCCGCAGUACCCGGAGGGGGUGCAGGUGACGGUGCAGCAGGCCGGCAGCGCGGUGCCGUCGCUGCUGUGGGUCCGGGAGGGGGCCCAGCAGAGCCUGCACCAGUGCGUGGCCAUCAGCACGCAGGACAAGGUGUACUCGCUGCAGGAUAUGCAAAUGAUGCAGCUGCACGUGCUGCAGGGCGGGGCGGUGGCCGCUGAAGACGGCGCGCGCGCGGAGAGCCCGCCUGAGAGCCCGGGAUGGAUGAAGGAGGAAGACCCGCCGCCCGCCGAAGGAGGCCUCGAGAAGACUCAGAAGCAGUUCUUUCUGGUGGAAGCGAGGCCCGGAGAGGAGGGGAGGAACGAAAUCAUUCUGACAGUUUCGGACUUGAACGUGGAACACACCGAGGACCGGCCCGCGCCUGUUCCACCGCUCGUGGGACGGGCCGGCUCUCCGAAGCCUCAGAGAGACACCAAGGGGGUCCCCCAGACCUUCCACUGCGACUCCUGCCUGUUCACAACGCCCCGGAUUUCCAGUUUGAAUCGCCACGUGAAGACGCACAGCAACGAGAGGCCCCACACCUGCCACCUGUGCCUGAAAGCCUUCCGCACGGUCACGCUCCUGCGGAACCACAUCAACACCCAUACAGGAACCCGGCCCUACAAGUGCGGUGACUGUGACAUGGCCUUCGUCACCAGCGGAGAGCUGGUCCGGCACAGGCGUUACAAACACACCCACGAGAAGCCGUUCAAAUGCUCCCUGUGCAAGUACGCCAGCGUGGAAGCGAGCAAGCUGAAGCGCCACAUCCGCUCGCACACCGGGGAGCGCCCCUACCAGUGCCAGCUGUGCAGCUACGCCAGCAAGGACACCCACAAGCUGAAACGGCACAUGAGGACGCACUCAGGGGAGAAGCCCUACGAAUGCCACCUGUGCCACGCGCGCUUCACCCAGAGAGGCACCAUGAAAAUACACAUCGAGCAGAAGCACAACAACAGCAUCCCCAAGUACCAGUGUCCCCACUGCGCCGCCAGCAUCUCGAGGAAGAGCGACCUGCGGGUGCACCUGUACAACCUGCACAGCUACAGAGCCACGGAGAUGGGGUGCCGCUACUGCCCGGCCGUGUUCCACGAGCGCUACAGCCUCCUGCAGCACCAGAAGACGCACAGGAACGAGAAGAAGUUCAAGUGCAUGUACUGCAGCUACGCCUGCAAGCAGGAGCGCCACCUGACGGUGCACACCCGGACCCACACCGGCGAGAAGCCGUUCGCCUGUGGCUCCUGCAACCAGCGGUUCCGGCAGAAGCAGCUUCUGACCGUUCACGUCAAGAAGCACCACGACACGGAGUACAUCCCGGCUGUGCACGCGUGUCCCAAGUGCGGCAGGGGCUUCUCCCGCUGGACCAACCUGCGGAGACACGCCGAGAAGUGUGUGGGGGGAGAGGACCCGGCCGCCCCCUCGGGGACGGGAAGAAGGAUGAGGACGAGGAAGCCAGCCGGCCCGCAAGACGCGGCGAAGGAAGACGAAGCCGCUGCCGAGGGAGCCUCCGCGGCGACCGGAGACCAGUGCCCGGGAGAGGAGGCUCCUGCCGCCUACGGAGAAGCCUCCACGGCCGCCGGGAUGGAGGACCUGGACGGGGACAUGACCUGCGAGAUGAUCCUCAACAUGCUGUCCCAGUGAGGGGGCGGGCGUCCUGCCGCCGCCACCUCCCGGC
Messenger RNA from Phyllostomus discolor (pale spear-nosed bat), 1978 nucleotides. RefSeq names its product CCCTC-binding factor like (gene CTCFL). NCBI's taxonomy places the organism in Eukaryota, Metazoa, Chordata, Mammalia, Chiroptera, Phyllostomidae. Bases 1 to 1944 code for a protein of 647 amino acids. The transcript has 10 exons. The record is from RefSeq and is a predicted model, not a curated record.